GGAAAAGAAAGAAGUAACUUCCCAUAACGGUUCUUCUACAAAUUCACCACCUUCUGAUCUAUGAAUCACUUCCGAUCUACGCUACCCUUUUUCUGUUUCUAGUCACUUCAUUUUCGAUACACAUUUUUACACUUUCUUAGGGUUCCAAGUCCCCUUUUCCUAUUGAGAUUAUUGAUUGGUUUCUACUAUAACUCAAUUGGAGCUUAGGAUUCAACACAUUUGAAAAGGAAAGAAGGAUGAAGGUGGGCUUCUAUGGCUUGAAGGGUAAAGAAAUUUCCCUUAUUUCCAUUAUCCUGGUGUCCACAACGUUCAUUAUAUGGUCAUGGGAGAGAGCACCCGGUCGUGCUUCAUUUAUUUCCUCUCAAACAUUGAUGCAUUUUUCUUCAGAAAUGCUUUCCAGUGUGUUAGAUGAAUAUGAUAGCAGCGGAGAAGUUGGCAUCAGUUUGAAUAAUGCCACAGAAAACGAAGGGAAAAUUUCAUGCAAAUUUGUUAGAUUGAUGAACCAUAUAUUGCUAGUACUGUUAAGUAAGGACUGCUUUCUUGUGGAUCCUUUUCCAGUAUGUAACCUUGCAAAAGGAAAAUGGGUUCCAGACAACCGCCAACCGUUAUAUUCAGGUUUCGAAUGCAAGCAAUGGCUGUCAGAGAUGUGGGCUUGCCGCUUGACACAACGCACAGAUUUUGCAUAUGAAAGGCUUCGAUGGCAGCCAAAAGAUUGUCAAAUGGAGGAAUUUGAAGGGUCUAAAUAUUUGAGAAGGAUGCAACACAAAACUCUAGCCUUUGUUGGAGACUCAUUGGGUCGGCAGCAGUUUCAGUCUCUAAUGUGCAUGAUCACUUCUGGGAAGGAAACGCUUGAUGUGGAAGAUGUGGGGAAGGAGUAUGGGCUGAUUCUAUCUGAGGGUGCCGCUCGCCCUGAUGGAUGGGCUUACCGGUUUUUGAGCACCAAUACUACAAUUCUCUACUACUGGUCUGCAAUUCUCUGUGAUAUUGAACCUAUCAAUGUCGAUGAUCCAGCGACAGAAUAUGCAAUACAUCUUGACCGGCCUCCGCUGUUCUUGCGCCAAUUCCUUCACAAGUUUAACGUUCUGGUUCUCAAUACAGGUCACCAUUGGAAUCGAGGAAAGAUCAAUGCUAAUCGGUGGAUAAUGCAUGUUGGAGGUGUGCCAAAUACUGACAAGAAGAUAGCAGUGGUUGCGGGUGCCAAGAAUCUCACUGUUUACAAUGUGGUUAGGUGGGUGAGCUCGCAGCUUUUAGAGUAUCCUAGUUUAAAGGUAUUCUUUCGGACCAUUUCCCCAAGGCAUUUUGUUGGUGGGGACUGGAACACUGGAGGCAGCUGUAACAGCACUACACCAAUGUCAGUGGGAAAGGAAAUAUUGGGUGAAGAGUCUACAGAUAAAGUUGUAGCCAAUGCAGUGAAGGGAACAAGGGUCAAGAUCUUGGACAUAACAGCUCUUUCUCAGCUUAGGGAUGAAGGUCAUAUAUCACAUUUUAGCAUUUCGGCCAAGCCAGGUGUGCAGGAUUGCUUACACUGGUGUUUGCCUGGCAUUCCUGAUACGUGGAAUGAAAUACUCUUUACACAAAUCUAGUCUGCACAUGAUUUUACAUACUUUUAUUUGCCCAAUCAUGUCGUCAUACUUCCUAUCUUGUACCUUACUCUUCAGAAGAUGCAGUUGUGGGCAUGCAAUGCAAUACAAGAUGCCCUUAGCAGGGUUGGAACUAUGACCUGAUCUUUGAUACAUGAGUAUGACUUUCCUGAUACUUUGAAGUACGGGAUUUUCUUUUGUACAAUAUUGGUUAAGCAUAUAAUUUUACUUCUUAAGUGGCCAGUUGCUUCCUCACAGAGAAGGUUGGUACAUAGCUAAAGUAUUGGAACAUUUAACGAUAGUAACUGGAACUGAGUUAUGCUCGGCUCUUCAACUGCAAUUCCAGACAUUGGGAAAUGGAGAUACCAUUUUUCGUCUUCUUGGGAGCUUGAGAUAAAGAGUUCCAAUGUACUUUUAGAUUUAGUAUACUUACUGGAUCUUCUCAAAGAAUAAACAUUACAAGUUCAAUAUAA
This is a messenger RNA of Vigna angularis (adzuki bean), 2053 nucleotides long. RefSeq names its product protein trichome birefringence-like 16. Bases 237 to 1583 code for a protein of 448 amino acids. Gene Ontology annotation, biological process: xyloglucan metabolic process; plant-type secondary cell wall biogenesis; xylan biosynthetic process. Gene Ontology annotation, cellular component: Golgi apparatus. The transcript is spliced from 6 exons. Gene Ontology annotation, molecular function: acetyltransferase activity. NCBI's taxonomy places the organism in Eukaryota, Viridiplantae, Streptophyta, Magnoliopsida, Fabales, Fabaceae. The record is from RefSeq and is a predicted model, not a curated record.